AUGGCAUCUUCUCAACAUGUUGGACAGCGCAUUUCCUAUGAUGGCGCCCUCUGCACAGUGAGAUACGUCGGUGAAGUCGCAGGCACGACAGGAACAUGGUUGGGCGUAGAAUGGGACGACUCAGCACGAGGCAAACAUGACGGAUGUCACAAGGGCGUUCGCUAUUUCAACUGCAAAUCCAAGUUCCCCACCGCUGCUUCAUUUGUGCGUCCUUCUCGACCGGCUGACCCGCCGCGUCACUUCUUAGCAGCCGUCAAUCACAAAUAUGCCAGCGAGUACAUGCUCCCCGAUGGAAGAAGGGCGGCCGAGGAAAUCAUAUUCUUCGGAAAGCGCGCCGAGGAGGUUGGGUUUGAGAAGAUUCGCCGGAAACAAGCCAAUAUUGGCGAGCUGACUAUUGUGAUCCUGGAUGAUCUUCAAGUUGCCAGCGCAAGAGCAGACGACGAAACUGAGGGAAUCAUCUCCAAGAAGUGUCCCAAGAUUACGCAACUGGACCUCAGUCGCAAUUUGUUCCAGCACCUUGAUCCUGUUUUUGACAUUUGUCGUGAGCUACCAAGCCUCCAACAUCUCACCCUCAAUGGCAACCGUUUCCAGGAAGUUUUGGAUAACCAAACUCAUGGUGUUAUGGAAAAUGUCAAAGAGCUCUCCCUGGAGGCAACCAUGAUGAGCUGGGAGGAAGUUUGUCACAUCGCAACAAAGUGUCCGUCUCUGGCAGCUCUGGACGCCGGCUCAAACCACCUCCAGUCUCUCCCAGCACUAGACUACGGGAGCCUCCUGUCGACAUUGACAUCGAUCAACCUCGAAAUCAACGAAUUCACUACAUUUGCUGACAUCAGUACGCUCACUUCACUCACCUCUUUGCGCAAUAUUCACCUCAAGGGAAACAAUAUCACUGCAAUCGCACCGGAAGGUGUCGAAGGCCCGAUAUUCUCAGAAAGCGUCCAGUACCUCGACGUUUCAUACAACAAUAUCCAGUCAUGGACGUUUGUGGACCAGAUUCCCAAACAUUUCCCUGGCUUGGUUGGGUUAAGAAUUGGCCACAAUCCAUUCUAUGAUGCUGUUGACGCUGAUGCCAAAUCAUCCUCUUCUGAAGAAUCUCACAUGUUUACCGUCGCUCGCUUGGCUUCGCUCAAGUCUCUCAACUUCAGUCAAGUCACAGCAGCCGACCGUACUAAUGCUGAGAUGUUUUACCUCUCUCGGAUUGGAAAACAGCUUGCGGCCGCUCCGGAGAACGCCGAAGCGGAGAUCCUGGCCCUCCAUCCCCGUUGGGCAGAACUAUGCGAGAUAUACGGCGCGCCGAGCAUUAUGCGCAGGUCAGAGGUCAACCCCUCCUUUCUAGAGGCUCGCUUGAUCACCGUUAGUUUUCAUCGACGCGGAGAAGAUGAGAGAGUAACAAGGAUACCCAAAUCCUACGACAUCUACGCCGUCAAAGGAGUUGCAGGAAAGCUGUUGGGAUUGUCUCCCCUCAAACUUGCUCUCAUCUGGGAAACAGGAGAAUGGGAUCCCGUCGCUGGAUUUGAUGACCAGGAGGGUGAAAGCAGCGACGAGGAAGAGGCAGAAGAAGAGAGGGAACGCAAAGAGGUCGACGCAAACGCCGCUGAUGAGGACAGCGCAAGCAAACCAGGGCGAUGGGUGAAGAGGGAAGUUGAACUAAGAGAUGGGCCUAGGCAGCUAGGGUACUGUGUGGAUGGCCUGGAUGUUAAGAUUCGCGUGGAGGCUCGUUAG
This is a messenger RNA of Fusarium pseudograminearum CS3096, 1722 nucleotides long. RefSeq lists its product as uncharacterized. NCBI's taxonomy places the organism in Eukaryota, Fungi, Ascomycota, Sordariomycetes, Hypocreales, Nectriaceae. The coding region runs from base 1 to 1722 and encodes 573 amino acids. The record is from RefSeq and is a predicted model, not a curated record. The transcript is spliced from 3 exons.